GUGCACUACAGGAAGUAAGGAGAGAGACAUGCAGUGUUUGCUGACAAUCAGAGUGCUGUGUGAAUAAAGCAUGUCACCAAUCGCCCUUUGCUUCCUCUAAUCCUUUAACUAGAACCCCCUGGAGCUGCUUCUGGUUACUGAUUUAUGUCAGGACCUUGUGGAUGCUCACAGACGCAGGGCUGCAGCCAGCGUGAUCCUCUCCCAUGGCCUCUGCUGCAUAUUACCUGGGCUUUGACUUCAGCACUCAGCAGUUAAAGGUUAUUGCUGUUAAUGAAGAAUUCCAAGUUGUCUAUGAGGACAAUGUCCACUUUGAUAAAGAUUUACCUGAAUUUGGGACACGAGGUGGAGUCCACGUCCACAGUGACCAGCUGACCGUAACUUCCCCCGUGUUAAUGUGGGUUAAGGCUUUAGAUUGUAUCUUGGAGAGAAUGAAAUCUUCUGCAUUUGACUUUUCCAAAGUGAAAGCUUUGUCAGGAACAGGCCAGCAACAUGGCAGCGUCUAUUGGAAAGAAGGCUCCAGAGCCGUUUUAAAUAGUUUACUACCUGAACGUCCUCUGCACACUUCACUACAGUCUUGUUUCUCUAUCUGUGACAGCCCUGUCUGGAUGGACUCCAGUACUGGUGCGGAGUGUCACCAGCUUGAAAAGUCUGUUGGCGGGCCCCAAGAACUGGCUUACAUUACUGGCUCGAGAGCAUAUGAGCGUUUCACAGGAAAUCAGAUUGCCAAGAUUUACAAACAGAAACCAGAAGCUUACUAUAAAACUGAGAAAAUAUCUCUGGUCAGCAGUUUUGCAGCAUCCCUAUUUAUUGGGGAUUACGCUCCUAUUGAUUACAGUGACGGUUCUGGAAUGAAUUUAUUAGACAUUCAUGACAAGACUUGGAAUGAGAAGUGUCUUGAAGCCUGUGCACCCGGCCUCAGAGAGAAGCUAGGGCCAGUUGUUUCAUCAAGCACUGUACUGGGAACGGUUUCUACAUAUUUCAUCCAGCGAUUCGGAUUUAAUUGUGAUUGUCCUGUAGUUGCAUUCACUGGGGAUAAUCCAGCAUCCCUGGCUGGAAUGAGACUAGAAGAAGGUGACAUAGCAGUCAGCCUUGGCACAAGUGACACUCUGUUUCUUUGGAUUCAAGAGCCCACCCCUGCUUUGGAGGGGCAUAUAUUCUGCAACCCAGUACAGCCUGAGGAUUAUAUGGCCUUACUAUGUUUUAAAAACGGCUCCCUCACGAGAGAGAAAAUCAGAGACAAGUGUUCAUCCGGCUCCUGGGAAGAGUUUGCUAAAGUGCUGAGAUUGACCCCCCCUGGAAACAAUGGCUGUCUAGGCUUUUAUUUUGACGUUAUAGAAAUCACUCCACAUGCAGUUGGCGUUCACAGGUUUAAUGGUGAAAACCAGAAGGUAUCCGAAUUCCCAAAUGAUGUGGAAAUUCGAGCUCUUAUCGAGGGACAGUUCAUGGCUAAGAGACUCUAUGCAGAACGACUUGGAUAUAAAAUAAUGCCACAGACAAGGAUAUUGGCCACCGGUGGCGCGUCAUGUAAUCAGGAUAUUUUACAGGUCUUAUCAGACAUAUUCAAUGCUCCAGUGCACACCAUUGCUACUGCUAACUCUGCCUGCCUAGGGUGUGCAUAUCGAGCAGCUCAUGGUCAUGCCUUGAAGUCAUCACCUACUUCCUUUGCGGAUGUUUUUAAACCAGCUCAGCACAAGUUAGUUGUUACGCCGAAGCCUAACGCAGAAAAGAUAUAUCAGCCACUUCUGAAGCGAUAUGCUGAAUGUGAGAGUGAAGUGAUCAAGGAGACCAGAAACAAAUGAAGAUUUAAGCUAGAAAUGGUUCUGUUAAAAAUAUCAAAGUAUUUGUGUUCUGUCAGUAUUGGCACUUUUAGAUGCAAUAAGUAAUAGAUCUCUAACAGUAUUUGAACACCACUCUUCUGAACUGAAUUCCCAGAGCACACCUUUGACUUCCCUAUUAGCUGUUGGAUAAAGGUACCCACCUGGGACAUGCCUUGGUCAGGAUUCAGGAAUCAAUUCUGAACAAAAAUGUUCCCCCAAAUUAUUGGAAGAAGGCCUUUCAUUUCAUAAAUUGCUUGUUUUACCAAGAACAUUUUGAGAAUUCUAGGUAUUAUACAGUAGAUGACAUCUUUACUGGGUAUUUCCCAAUAUUUCUGUCAAAUAUAGAUCUUGUUACAUUACUUUAGUGUUUGACAGAAUUUUCUCAACAUUAAACAUUUCACCAUUCAUCAUUA
Messenger RNA from Rana temporaria (common frog), 2230 nucleotides. RefSeq names its product xylulokinase (gene XYLB). The record is from RefSeq and is a predicted model, not a curated record. The transcript is spliced from 19 exons. Gene Ontology annotation, cellular component: cytosol. Lineage: Eukaryota; Metazoa; Chordata; Amphibia; Anura; Ranidae. Gene Ontology annotation, biological process: D-xylose metabolic process; xylulose metabolic process. The coding region runs from base 204 to 1799 and encodes 531 amino acids. Gene Ontology annotation, molecular function: D-xylulokinase activity.